GGCGUCGGCGCCGUCUCUUCGCCUUUAGCUCCAGGUGUCUGAGAGGAGAAAGAUGCAUCGAUUCUGCUCACGGGACUUCACGGGGAUUUCUACCGCCACCACCGACUCGUCCUUCGCCUGCCUCCGCCAAUCCCCUCCACUGCCUCGGUCCGGGAAGUCAGCCCCGCAGAGACGCUGUAGUAAAAAGCGCUCCUGCUCCUCCAUCGGCUGAUUGUCGCUGAGACCCGGGCGGGGGGGAACCGAGAGACCGAGACCCACAGAGGGGAGCUGCGCACCGCCGGUAGCCAUGCCCAAGUCAAAGAAGCGAGGGAGCAACCACCAGCGCGGAGCAGGUGGUCAGCACAGAAAUGUGCAGCCUUUCAGUGAUGAGGAUGCAUCAAUUGAGACUAUGAGCCACUGCAGUGGCUUCAGUGACCCUGCUAGCUUCACUGAAGAAGGACCUGAAGUUGAUGAAGAAGCAACCCAAGAAGACUUCGAGUACAAGUUAAAGGGAUUCAUUGACCUUACCUUGGACAAGAGUGCGAAGACAAGACAAGCAGCUCUUGAAGGUUUAAAAAAUGCUCUGACUUCUAAAAUACUAUAUGAAUUUAUCCUGGAAAGGAGAAUGACUUUAACUGAUAGCAUUGAACGCUGCAUAAAGAAAGGUAAGAGUGAUGAACAGUCCGCAGCGGCAAGGCUGGCAUGUCUUCUCUGUGUGCAGUUGGGGUCGGGAAUUGAAAGUGAAGAGAUCCUUAAGACCCUUGGACCAGUUCUCAAGAAGAUAAUCUGUGAUGGAACAGCUAGUAUCCAGGCUAGACAGGCUAGUGCAACCUGCUUGGGAGUUUGCUGUUUCAUAGUCACUGAUGAUAUUACUGAACUGUAUUCAACUAUGGAGUGUCUGGAAAACAUAUUCACAAAAUGGUAUCAGAGAGAGAGCGACACUAAUGGCAUUUCUAGCACCCACAACACAGUGCUUCACAUCAGUGCACUUUUAGCAUGGACUCUGUUGCUGACCAUCUGCCCAGUGAGCGAAGUGAAGAAAAAACUUGAAAUGCACUUACACAAACUUCCAAACCUCUUAUCUUGUGAUGAUGUCAACAUGAGAAUUGCUGCUGGAGAAACACUAGCUCUUCUGUUUGAACUGGCACGAGAAACGGAAGCUGAUUUCUUUUAUGAAGACAUGGAACUUUUAACACAGAAACUGAGGGCCCUGGCUACAGAUGGAAACAAGCACCGUGCCAAAGUAGACAAAAGAAAGCAGCGAUCUGUUUUCAGAGAUGUCUUGCGAGCAGUAGAGGAGCGUGACUUCCCUACAGAGACUGUCAAAUUUGGACCUGAGCGCAUGUAUAUUGACUGCUGGGUUAAGAAACACACAUAUGAUACCUUCAAGGAAAUUCUGGGAUCAGGGAUGCAAUAUCAUUUGCAGUCCAAUGAGUUUCUUCGGAAUGUGUUUGAACUUGGACCACCAGUAAUGCUUGAUGCUGCAACUCUUAAAACAAUGAAGAUACCCCGUUUUGAAAGGCACUUGUACAACUCUGCAGCAUUCAAGGCUCGAACAAAGGCUAGAAGCAAAUGUCGUGACAAAAGAACAGAUGUGGGUGAAUUUUUCUAGAUCUUCCAUGUGGGAUCCAAGGUUGAAGACUUUGAUAAUUUCAUAAUUUUCUAUAAAUGUAACUGUUGUAACCUUGAAAUUUGAGAUUUAAUUUAUAUAUCCACAUAGCUUAGACUUCAUUGCACAGGGAUAAUAUCUAAUGUAUAGUAUCUGUAAAUGUUAUGCAUGUUAUAAUUGCUUUAGUUGUGUGUACUGUGUGUGUGUGUAUACAUAUAGAAUUGGUUGAUCUAAAAUUGGAUGGAAAUGUAACUUGUAACACUUAUGCAGGAUCAAAAUCACUCAUGAAUUUGGUAAACAUACCAACAAUUAAGUUGUUAGAUGGUGCUGAAAGCUAUAUGUAUUAAACUGCCAAAAUUGUCUGACCCAGCUCAUCUUGGAUUGGUGUUAAUACAGCGAUGAAAUUACAUAGACGAGCAAGUUAUCUUGAUAAGAAGAGUAGAGUACCAGGACAAACAUGCCUCUGGAACAGCUGCUAUUUCUUUGUGUUCAAUUAUACCCUGUAAUUUUAAUACUUUUUUAAACUGGCUGAUGGACUGACAAAUGGCACAAGAUAUGACCUUACUAUACUAUACCAGUGCCAUGAAGUCCUGCUGUUGGCACUUAAAAUGAAGUAGUAAAUAACACAAACAUACUUGACUAUAUUUAACUUUAAAAGUGGUGACACAUUUUACAUAUGCUUGUAUAAGACUGUUCCAUCUUUGGAAUAAAAAUCUUUCUCACUGAA
Messenger RNA from Chrysemys picta bellii (western painted turtle), 2315 nucleotides. It is a transcript of the gene IFRD1, whose product is annotated as interferon related developmental regulator 1. NCBI's taxonomy places the organism in Eukaryota, Metazoa, Chordata, Testudines, Emydidae. The record is from RefSeq and is a predicted model, not a curated record. Gene Ontology annotation, cellular component: nucleus.